AUGGGGGCAUCAUCUUCGUCUCAUGCUCCGCUCAAUGCUCUUUAUACCGAGAGAAAGGCGGCUGUUGAGCAGUGGCUCGCUCAGCUGGCUCAGGCAAAGGCUCUGGCUGGCCAGCUCCUCGCCCGUGCUCGGGUCCCGCUUGAUGCCCUCGCAGCCUCGCAGUCGGCUCUCAAGGCCAGGUUUGCUGAUGAGAAGCGCAGGCUUGCUGCCGCUGCCGAUGCACACUAUGCUGCUCUCGAGCGCAAGGUCGCAGACAAGGCCGCUGCUGCCGCUGCUCCGUUUGAGGACGCCGCCGCCGCCCUCGAGGCACGCACCAACGACGUCGCUGCUACCAUUGCCAUGCUCACCUCGCGGCUGGACGCCUACUCGCCAUCGCGGCUCAUCGAAGAGUUCAAGCUCCUCGAAGCAUCGGCCAUGCACGCUCUGGCUGCUGCCGCACGCGAAGUCUCCAUCCCGGACGUCGAGCUUGCCGACCUCGAGCUCCUCUCCUCCUUCUCCUACGAUCCGCUCUUUCUUGCCACAGACACUGAGUUGGCCGCAAUUGCCUCUGCCGGCGCGUCUGAUGCUGCCCGUGCUGCCCGUGCCUCGCGGCGCUCCGCCCUUGCCACGGCACUCAACCCUUGCGCCCGCCACGACAUCGCGCCCGACGACGCUGCUCCGUCGCCGCCGCCCUCCCCUACACCUGCUGCUUCCGCUUCCGCUCCACCGUCGCCGACCUCACCUUCAGCCACCCAGCCGCUUCUCUCGGCCUUUUCGCCCGACAAGGUUGCCGACGAGCGCGACGCCAUCAUCAACCAGCUUCUGACCUCGUUCCAGGCCCUUGUCGACCGUGGCAACGAUGUGAGCGCUCUCCUCGGCAUCCCACCGCCGGCUUCAUCUGGCCCGGCUCAUGCUCCGCGACUGCCGCGGGCUGAGCCGCUGGUCUCACCGCUCUCGGCCAGCGCCCGCGACACCGACUGGGAGUGGGACCUCCUCGGCGACGACGAGCUCGAGUCGCACCCGCUUCCGCCAUCGCAUCCCACGGCCAACGCUGCCGAUGCCACCGCCGACCUCUCACUCGCUUCAGCCUCAACCGCGCUCAACUCCUCGGCCGCCCGGCUCAUCCACCCGCCGCCCGGCUCCGACUCGCGGCUCUUUGCCUCAUUCUUGCUCCCAGAUCCUGAUGACGACGAGCUCCAAUCUGCCGCCCGCAACGUCCGCUCUGUUCCGGCGUCCGCACCGGUCCCGCCCAAUCAUUUCCGCUCCUCGCAUCGCGCCUCCACCCGCCCGCCGCGUCCGCAACGACCUGCAGCCCCUGCUCGAAGCCCUGUCCGAGCCCCCGAGCCCGAGCCCGAGGUCGAGCCCAAGCCCGAGCCCUCCGACUGGCCAUCCAUGAUGUUUGGCGCCCAGUCCUCGCUCUUUGCCGCCUCUGCCUCCUCCCUCGCCUCCUCGGGCCUGUGGUAGGCACGGGCAAACAGACCUGUUGCAAGCC
Messenger RNA from Thecamonas trahens ATCC 50062, 1471 nucleotides. RefSeq lists its product as uncharacterized. Lineage: Eukaryota; Apusomonadida; Apusomonadidae. The transcript has 2 exons. The record is from RefSeq and is a predicted model, not a curated record. Bases 1 to 1443 code for a protein of 480 amino acids.